Messenger RNA from Dama dama (fallow deer), 3125 nucleotides. It is a transcript of the gene CCDC28B, whose product is annotated as coiled-coil domain containing 28B. Bases 2381 to 2983 code for a protein of 200 amino acids. NCBI's taxonomy places the organism in Eukaryota, Metazoa, Chordata, Mammalia, Artiodactyla, Cervidae. The transcript is spliced from 6 exons. The record is from RefSeq and is a predicted model, not a curated record.
GAGACUGCAGAGCAGCCUCCUGUUGCAUCAGAUGCUUCUCAGGGGACCUGAGUUGGGAGCCUCUGACUGGUCUUUUAAUAGCUGCCCCAUUGAUCUGGCCUCCUGGGGCAGCACCAGCAGCGCUGGCUCAGCCUUCAUCAGACACUCAGGUUUCCCUCCUGGGGGCUGGUGUCAAGCGCUGGGGAAUCGCACUGGUUUUGCUCUGACCUGAUGCUCCCCACACGUGUCCCCUAGGCCUGGGGGUAGGGAGAGGGUAGGCUUGGCCUUGUCAUUUCAUGAAUGGCUGAAUACACCCCCAUGACCUACCAGAAUGGGUGCUCUGUAGGGAGUGGUAUUAUCCUCAAAAGAAUAUUGUUGACUUUUAGUAAAAUGGGACAAUGACUGCCUUCCUUCAGGAUUGUUACAAGGAUACAUAAAAUGCAUAAUAGGGGACCUGGACUCACUUGAAAGAUGGUUAUCAUCUCUUGCAGUUUCUUUCUGCUGCUACUUUUUGUGUUUCAUAUUUGUUGUUGUUGUUCAGUUAUUCAGUUGUGUCCAACUCUUUUUGACCCCAUGAACUGUAGCACGCCAGGCAACCCUGUCCUUCACCAGCUCCCAGAGCUUGCUCAAACUCGUGUCCAUUGAGUUGGUGAUGCCAUCCAACCAUCUCAUCCUCUGUUGUCCCCUUCUCCUCCUACCUUCAAUCUUUCCUAGCAUCAGGAUCUUUUCCAGUGAGUCAGUUCUUCCCAUCAGGUGGCCAAAGUAUUGGAGCUUCAGCUUCAGCAUCAGCCCUUCCAAUGAAUACUCAGGAUUGAUUUCCUUUAGGAUUGACAGGUUUCUCCUUGCAGUCCAAGGGAUUCUCAAAAGUCUUCUGUAACACAUUCAAAAACAUCAGUUCUUUGACGCUCAGCUUCUUUAUAGUUCAACUCUCACAUCCAUACAUGACUGUUGGAAAAACCAUAGCUUUGACUAGACAGACCUUUGUCGGCAAAGUACUCUCUCUGCUUUUUAAUAUGCCUUCUAGAUUUGUCAUAGCUUUUCUUCCAAGGAGCAAGUGUCUUUUAAUUUCAUGGCUGAAGUCACCAUCUGCAGUGAUUUUGGAGCCCAAGAAAAUAAAAUCUGUCACUGUUUCCAUUUCCAUUGUUUCCCCAUCUAUCUGUGAUGAAGUGAUGGGACUGGAUGCCAUGAUCUUCGUUUUUUGGAUGUUGAGUCUUAAACCAGCUUUUUCACUCUCACUCUUUCACCUUCAUCAAGAGGCACUUUAGUUCCUCUUCGCUUUCUGCCAUUAGGGUGGUGUCAUCUGCAUAUCUGAAGUUAUUGAUAUUUCUCCCCCUGGCAAUCUUGAUUCCAGCUUGUGCUUCAUCCAGUCUGGCAUUUUGCAUGAUGUACUCUGCAUAUAAGUUAAAUAAGCAGGGUGACAAUAUACAGCCUUGACAUACUCCUUUCCCAAUUUGGAACCAGUCCAUUGUUCCAUGUCCAGUUCUAACUGUUGCUUCUUGACCUGCAUACAGGUUUCUAAGGAGGGAGGUGAGGUGGUCUGGUAUUCCCAUCUCUUUAAGAAUUUUCCAGUUUGUUGUGAUCCACACAGUCAAAGGCUUUGACAUAGUCAAUGAAGCACAAGUAGAUGUUUUUCUGAAACUCUCCUGCGUUUUUCUAUGAUCCAAUGGUUGUUGGCAAUUUGAUCUGGUUCCUGUGCCUUUUUGUAAAUCCAGCUUGAAUAUCUAAAAGCUCUCGGUUCACAUACUGUUGAAACCUAGCUCGGAGAAUUUUGAGCAUUACUUUGGUAGCGUGUGAGAUGCAUUCAAUUGUGCAGUAGUUUGAACAUUCUUUGGCAUUGCCUUUCUUUGGGAUUGGAAUGAAAACUGACCUUUUCCAGUCCUGUGGUCACUGAUGAGUUUUCCAAAUUUGUUGGCAUAUUGAGUGCAGCACUUUAACAGCAUCAUCUUUUAUGUAUUUUAUAUGAGUGUGUGUGUAUAUAUAUAUACAUAUACAUAUAUACAUAUACAUUCAUUCAUUUUCUCCCAGCUCCCCACCUCCUUCUCUCCAUUUCUGACAAAGCUUCCACCAUUUUGCAAGGGACUGUAGCUUCUCUCUUAAACUGAUAGACAGUGAAAGGGUUUUUUGGAUUGUCCUCACAUAACCAAUAUCAUCACCUUAAUUCAAAAGGAGACGUGAAGUUCAAUGAAAGGGACAACUUAAUAAAUGUGGAGAUGCUCCUCCCAUCUUACUCCAUCCCACUCUUUAAAAGGUCAGUUUCUCUUUAAAUGCAAAUUACCUACUGCGAGCUCAGCUUCCACCCAUUCCGUUCCCUAGCUGGAGAGUGCUGAGGGCGGAGGGAACCGGCAAGGAAGCAUCACUCCAGACCCUAAAUCUUCAGGGCCUGAGGCCUAGUCAGCAUCCAAUGGAGGACAAGAAGAAGAAAAGGAGUCCCAAGCCCUGUUUGACCCAGCCAGCCCAGCCGCCAGGCACACUACGCAGGGUCCCAGUGCCCACCAGCCACAGUGGCUCCUUGGCCCUGGGACUCCCUCAUCUGCCAUCCCCCAAACAGCGGACCAAGUUCAAGAGGGUAGGCAAGGAGAAAUGCCGCCCCGUGCUGGCAGGAGGUGCAGGCGGCUCUGCAGGCACCCCCCUGCAGCACUCUUUCCUGACUGAGGUGACCGACGUCUAUGAAAUGGAAGGGGGGCUGCUGAACCUGCUCAAUGACUUCCACUCAGGCCGGCUGCAGGCCUUCGGGAAGGAAUGCUCCUUCGAGCAGUUGGAGCACGUGCGGGAGAUGCAGGAGAAGCUGGCCCGGCUGCACUUCAGCCUAGACGUGUGUGGAGAGGAGGAAGAGGAGGAGGAGGAAGAGGACGGGGUGACUGGCGGGCUGCCUGAGGAGCAGAAGAAGACGAUGGCUGACCGCAACCUGGACCAGCUGCUUAGCAAUCUGGAAGAUCUUAGUAAUUCCAUACAGAAGCUGCACCUGGCCGAGAACGCCGAGCCUGAGGAGCCGUCAGCUGUGUAGGUGUAAGACCCAAGCCUUGACUGUCCCUUCUCAUUUCCUUCAAACUGUGACUUUUUUACGGACUCGAGUGGGUGUUUCGCGGCCCCCCCAGGUGCUAUGGGAGAGGGGGGCACUGAAUGGAAUUAAACCAGAAUGAAAGAAA